Cyprinus carpio (common carp) is the source of this 3432-nucleotide messenger RNA. RefSeq names its product CD48 antigen-like. NCBI's taxonomy places the organism in Eukaryota, Metazoa, Chordata, Actinopteri, Cypriniformes, Cyprinidae. The record is from RefSeq and is a predicted model, not a curated record.
UCCUCUACUCUGUUCUUACACCCCAUCUUGCUUGUCUAAAAGACAAUCUGAGCAGAACAAAAGUGCAUUAAAGUGUCCUCUGUAUAACAAAAAUGCCUCUACGAUGCUUGAUGUUGGUGACCAUCUGUGUUGUGCUCAUCACCACAGAAGCUGUUUCAGAUGAAAAUGUGAAGAAAGCAGUGGGUGAAGAAGUUUCUUUGCGUCCAGCCAGAAUUGAUCCUCUAGUCAGCAGCAUUAUAUGGAAACACAGAAACAGCAGUGGAUUUGUUGUCAAGGCGAUUGAAUGGGAUAAGGAUGAUGAUGAUGGUGUUAACAUCCCGAAUCAGAGAUUCAAAGGGAUCACAACUCUUGAUGAGAAAACUGGACAAAUCACUAUAACUAAUUUAACUGUCAAACAUGGUGGACUUUAUACUAUUGACAUCAACAAUAAAGAGCAGGAACAAAGAUUCAACUUGAAAGUUAUGGAGAAAGUCCUCAAACCUGUGAUAAAACUAAAGAAGACUGAAGGUAACCCUGAUGUUGUGUAUUUAAUAUGUGAGUACAGUGAAACGAUCAUCUGGAGGAAUUCUUCUGGAGAAAUACUGAUCGGUUCACUGCACCAUCCGAAAGGAGAGUUCAUCACAGUUAAAUUCACUGGGAAUCCUGAUAACUUCUACACAUGCACACUAGAUAACGGUGCUAGUACUGAAACCAGUGACCCGGUCUAUGAGCGAGAGCUGUUUAAAGAUUUUUGGGGAUUUGUCAUUGCUUCAGUCGGCAUGGUUUUUAUCAUCCUUUUCCUGUUUAUACCGCCUUGUCAUGAUUAUUGUGCCGAUUGCUGUAGGAGACACAAGACUUCCCAAUCAGGAAUGACAUUCGUGAGUGAGUGACUGAUUCUGCUACCUGCCACAGUUCUGCUCAUCAUGGGCCCUUUUGUCCCUUCAGAUGCAAAGUCACAUGUGGAACUUCUCGACCCAUUUGCCUGGUCAUCGGCUCUAAAUCCCAGCUUUACGAAAUCAACAGGAGCUCUUGUCUGUGCCUUUAUAACUUUGACUGUUUUUUGAGCUUUGAUUGUUUCUCCUUGACCUCUUUGUCCGCUGGGCCAUGCGGAUGUUUGAACUUCAUCCUCCAGUUCUAUAAAUCUACUGUUCAAUUUAUUUUCAAGGUAGGACAAGAUAAGAAUCUCUUACAAAACUUUACGCUCAUUUUUGAUGCUUAUUUUUAUUUUUUUGUAAACUGAUUGAAGUUAUUAUAAGAGUGUGGUUGGUUUUUCCCUGUGCCACUCAAAGUUGGAUUGUAUGAUAAGAAGAUAAUAUACUGUAAACAUUUAUCUUAUGUAGGGAGGUGGGUAGCAGUUUUUGACGGGAGACAUUUUUCUCCUGGUUUUGGACUGAAGGUAGCCUAUGUUUACACAACGAUUGUACUAGAUAUGGAAAUGUUUUUCCAAUUAAUUGAUUGACAAGAUGGCGCCAGUGUUUGUGGCAGGCCGUCUACUCUCUGUGCUAUUUGUUAUGUUUCUAUUGUUUUUAUUGUCUCCCGUGUCUUUCUACUGCCACCCUCUUAUUGUCUAUGACCGUCAACAACUAAUUAACAUCUAUCAAUCUAUGCCCAAGCCAUAUGAGACCUAUGAAACUCACUCUGAACUCAAGAGUUUUUGCUUUUAUUCGCCGCCAGAUUCCUCUAAUCUUCCUAGAUAUCUGCGCUGUCUCAGGUCGGCGAUGCGAGGAUAAAAUUGGCUUUGGCUGCAGGUUGCCCUCCUCAUUCUGGGUCAGCAUGUUGUGUGCUGGACACAGAAUGGAGUUUAUGGAUGGUACAGCGACCGUGGGAUUCUACUGUGUGUGUUCGGCCUGACUUGCAGGACUCACCUGUCUACCUUUCAUGACACAACUCCCCUUGGAUUUGGCGAAGGAAGGCUGACCAUAGUAAUCUGUGCUCACUUCGCAGAUCGUCUUAUGUUCAGUGAGAUUCCCCACAACUGUCUUGGUCUUACAUUAGAUCUGAUAUUGACUUAUGGUUUGUUUAUUGCUGAUGUUGUCACCAGUGACACUUCCUUCUCUGAUAAUAAACCAGUGCUGUUCAUUACUCUUCUUUCUUCUCUACCUAGUACUAUACCAUCUUAAGCAUGCUGGUCUCGUACUAUGUAUGACUGCUCAAUCCAGUAAUGCACUUUCUAAGAUGUAUCUGGAGAGAUACCAACCUCUUACUUUAGAUCUUGUUUCUUCCCACUUGAAUGUUGAUGAUAGGGUGCAAGUGUUCAAUAACAGAUGUUGUGAUAUCUUAGACAUUAUUGCACCUCGAAAGCUCAUCAAUCUAAACCGUAAAUCGUAACCAUGGAUGAACAGCGAUAUGUAGGUGCUUAGACAAUAAUGUUGCCAGUGUGAAUGCAACUGGAAGAAGGACGGGCUUAAAGUUUAUGAAAUGCUGAAAGACUCCUUGCACAAUUAUUGCCAAAAACUCUUACUCUUCUAGAAUUCUAUUUUCAGUUAUUUAAUCUGUUUUAAAUCCCCCAAUUCCUAGAGAUUUCUUAUUUUUUAUGUAAAAACUUUCUUUAGUACUUCUUAAAUAAAGUAAAAAAUGCCUGGGCUCAUUUAUUUAUGAUGGCGAAUUCUAUUCCAGACCCCAUUUUAUCCACUACUCUAUGGAGUGAAUUUGAAUUAGUUUCUUUACAUACAUGUAAAGCAAUCACUCUAAAGUUAAAAUCCACCUUUUACCCUCAUGAUGCUAUGCCCUCAUGAUUUGAAGAACACAAGUAGUAUUAUCAUAUCCUUUGUGUCAGAUUGGUGAUUUAUUACCCUGAUUUAUGGCCUGAGUUAUGGAGGGUCCAGCCAGCGUUGAUUUUACAGGUUGUGAUAUGUCCAAUGUGUACAUGGUCAGAUUUAUGUGUUGAUUUAUCGCUAUAUGGCCUGUCUGUCACAGUGGUUGCCAUGUCACUGGGUGCUGUCACCCUUGAUUGACAUGACAGAGGUGUGUGUAAAAUCAAAAGAUCAAAACAGAUCUCAGAUUUGACUUGUGUUGCAUUUAUUACUGGAUAUAUGAUGGUUGUAUCUGUAACCAGAGCUGUGGGGGUUUCUGUGGACUUCCUUCCUGAGCUGUUACUCACUUCCAGUCAGGAGGAGGUGUUUGGGUUCUUCCUGGAAUAAAAUGGCUGAGCAAAAGUCAGUGUAUUUACACCUUGACAGGAUCAAUGUUUGUUUGAUCUAUAUGGUAUAUGGUAUGUUGGUAUGGUAUGCUAAUACCAGUGUGGCUACCGACUGGUCUACAUCUAGCCCUAAGCAAGGAGGUUGUCUGGGCCUCUGGCUUCCGUGUUUGUGUUUUAGGUCAACACCUUUGGUGGAUUGGUUUCUAGACACCAGAACCCAAAGCUUCUCCCCUGUCUGUUUUCCUCCUGUGAUGUAGUCUGUGUCCGAUAUAAUGUUUUAGUAUGUUUGUUAACGGGAAUGUGGUUUGUUUGGG